GCCUGGGUCUCACCUCGCCAUGGCUCGUCUGCGUCUGCAGUGUGUCCUCUGGGGCUGCUUGCUGACCGCCGUCCACCCGGAACUACACAGUGCAUGCACAGGACAAAAGUACCUACUAAACAGUCACUGCUGUUCUUUGUGCCGGCCAGGAGAGAAACUUGUGGAUGAGUGCACAGAUGUCAUCGACACAAAAUGCCGGCCUUGCAGUAACGGCGAAUUCCUAGACACCUGGAACAGAGAGAGAUACUGCUACCAGCACAAACACUGCGACCACAAUCUAGGGCUUCGGGUGCAGAGGCAGGGCACCUCCGUAACAGACACCACCUGCACCUGUGAAGAAGGCCUGCACUGCACCAGCGAGGCCUGCGAGAGUUGCGCCCCGCACAGCUCGUGCUCCCCUGGCUUUGGCGUCAAGCGGAUCGGUACAGGCAUUUCUGACACCGUCUGCGAACCCUGCGCAGUCGGCUUCUUCUCCAACGUGUCGUCUGCUUUCGAGGAGUGUCACCGCUGGACAAGGUGUGAGACCCAAAACCUGAUAGAGCUACAGGCAGGAACUGACAAGGCUGAUACUGUUUGUGGUCCCUGGGAACGGCCGAGAGCCUGGGUGUUGAUCCCCAUCACGCUGGGGAUCCUGUGUGCCAUCGUCCUCUUGGUGUCUGUCUACAUCAGAAAGGUGGUCAAGAAGCCAAAGGUUAAGGCCCUUCACCCCGAGGCUGUGUUGCAGGAUCCCCAGGAGACAGUUUAUCUGGAGGAUCAUGCUGGCCCCAACCCUGCCACUCCAGUGCAAGAAACCCUGCACGGGUGCCAGCCCGUCACCCAGGAGGAUGGCAAAGAAAGCCGAAUCUCAGUUCAGGAGAGACAGUGAGCUGUGCGUGCCCAGGGGCGUGGCAGCAUGGGCACCCUGCCAGAGAGCCUGGGGCUGCCAUGGUGCAAG
This is a messenger RNA of Propithecus coquereli (Coquerel's sifaka), 934 nucleotides long. RefSeq names its product CD40 molecule, TNF receptor superfamily member 5 (gene CD40). The transcript is spliced from 9 exons. Gene Ontology annotation, cellular component: external side of plasma membrane; CD40 receptor complex. Gene Ontology annotation, molecular function: antigen binding; signaling receptor activity; protein binding. Gene Ontology annotation, biological process: positive regulation of blood vessel endothelial cell migration; positive regulation of transcription by RNA polymerase II; cellular response to interleukin-1. NCBI's taxonomy places the organism in Eukaryota, Metazoa, Chordata, Mammalia, Primates, Indriidae. The record is from RefSeq and is a predicted model, not a curated record. Bases 20 to 865 code for a protein of 281 amino acids.